CUCUUUUCAGGAAGUGCUGGAACAGAGGAAAUUUUAUUGUCGUGGUAAAUAAAAAAAGGUUCCUCGUUUGUAACUCUUAUAAUCAGGUGUGGUAUGUUUGCACGUUCACAUAACUUCUAUCCCAGAGAGAGAGAAGCAAGCGUGUCUGCGUGUGAUGAUCCGAGCAGAGAUGGCUGCAGUGACUCUUGUGGAUCUCACACAUGUCCGCUGUUCACAGUACGACAUUUGUGUGAAAAAGCGCAUCAGCGAGUUCUGUGCAUUGACCGCGAAUGGCUCACAGGAACCGGUCUUCAUCAUAGCGGAUCCAGAGAGCUCCGUGGGGACGGACAGAUUUCCAAGAAGCUCUAUUCUGGAGAUGUUUAUCGGUUUCAGCAAUUCCCCACAGGUCCUGUGCAAAAGCUCUCUUUCAGCCUCAUUAUACUCGUUCAAACAGGCUAUAGACAAAGAGGACAUUAGUAAUGUGAAGAUUAUGACCUCGAGCCACGGGAGAGGAGUGUUUCAGGUCUACCAGGAGCUCCUCUUCACUUCUGCGUAUAAUUUUGAGUACACUAUCAUGUUUGACAACCUGUCCUGUGACUCCUGUCCCCUGAGUAACUGCACAGCCAUCAGCACCGAGGCAGCUGAUGCUAAACACGAGCUCGGCACGUUCCUACAGCACCUACCAGCGGUCAAAGGAGACAUUACAGUUCUUAAAUCUUCUUUAAUUUCAGACUGCUUUGGUCAUGGCUUCACCACUCGUACUGGAGGUAUCUCCUACAUCAGCACCCUGAGCUCACUGAACCUCUUCUGUAACCCUCGGCGCAAAGACUCCAGAGCUGUUGUGGCCGAGAACAUCCGCCGGCUUGGCCUGCGGGCUGGAUUUCACCCUCAUCAGUUCAACCUCAUAAAGUGCAAUCAUGCCAGUGAUGUGUGGGUGAUGGGCAAACCCGCCCCCGACAGUUACGACGGAACGGUGACCAAUCAAGUUGGAGUUGUCAUAGCAGCACCAGGGGCCGAUUGCAUGCCGCUGCUCUUCACUGACCCCGUGAAAAAGGUCACUGGAGUGGCACAUGCAGGCUGGAAGGGGACCCUCAUGGGAAUUGCCAUGGCAACAGUGAAAGCCAUGGUGUCAGAGUUUGGCAGCAGGCCUGCAGACAUUGUGUGUGUGAUCGGGCCUUCUGUUGGGCCAUGCUGCUUUACUCUGGAGCAAGAUUCAGCCAGAGAGUUUCAGGCCAUACACCCAGACUGUGUUCGAAACAUGGACUCAUCUAGACCAUAUGUCGACAUCAGACUCGCAACCAGAAUCCUGCUGGAGAGAGGUGGGAUUAAACCUGAACACAUCGAGGACAUCAGGAUCCCAGACCAGUCUGAUUCCACACUGUGCACCUCCUGCCUUCCUGAAUUAUUCUUCUCCCAUGUAAGAGAUGGACUCGACUUUGGGACACAAAUUGGCUUUGUGUGGAUCAAAUAAUCCUGCAUGAGCUCUGACUGAAUAUGAAUGUUCAUUUAAGAAAUGUGUCUAAAAGCCAGUAUAUAAAUCUACUAAUAUAAUAAAUUAAUUUGUAUGGGAUUACCA
Molecule: messenger RNA, 1555 nt
Organism: Megalobrama amblycephala (Wuchang bream)
Lineage: Eukaryota; Metazoa; Chordata; Actinopteri; Cypriniformes; Xenocyprididae
Gene: lacc1
Product: laccase (multicopper oxidoreductase) domain containing 1
Exons: 5
Coding region: 155-1450 (431 amino acids)
Molecular function (GO): copper ion binding
Source: RefSeq, a predicted model, not a curated record